GCAAGAAGGACGACUUCAUCCACUUGCAUUAACAGCAAUAUUAGAUCGUGCCCAAACUCUUUUACGACGUGAAGCAAAUAUAAUAACAAUGGAUGGACAAACCGCAGUCUUUGGAGAUAUUCAUGGACAGUUUUAUGAUUUGUGUAAUAUGUACCAAGACUUUAAUAACACUAAAGAGAAUUUAUUAUUUCUUGGGGACUAUGUUGAUCGUGGGUGCUUCGGAACCGAAGUCAUCAUCUUACUUAUAUGUCUCAAACUUCAAUUUCCGGAUCGAAUCCAUUUACUUCGAGGAAACCACGAGUGCCGACUGAUGACAAGUUACUUCAAUUUCAAACAAGAAUGCCUUUGGAAAUAUAACACACAAAUCUAUGACGAAUUCAUGAACACGUUCGACUGUUUACCCCUUUGUGCUAUUAUACACUCCGAUUUGGGUAACUUCUUUUGUGUCCAUGGAGGCAUUUCUCCUUCUAUGCAACGACUGAGUGACAUCAGUAUCAUCGACAGAUUUCAAGAACCACCAGAAGAUGGGCUCUUCUGUGAUUUGUUGUGGAGUGACCCUUUAGACGACUCUUUGUAUGAAGCUUAUAGUCGCGACCAACAAAUAGCCUUUCAGAAGGAGAUGUAUGAAUUUAAUAGUGUGAGGGGGUGUAGUUAUUCCUAUGGGUUUAGUGCAGUGAGGCGAUUUUUAGUGAAGAAUGACAUGGUUUGUAUAGUUCGAGGGCAUGAAGUGCAGAAGAGUGGGUGUAAAAUGAAUUUUGAAGGCUGUUCGAGUUCUCCGGUGACUAUCACGAUCUUCAGUGCGCCGAAUUACUGUGAUGUGUAUGACAAUGAUGCUGCAGUGUUGAUGAUCACAAACGAAGAACUCAGCUUUUUGUCGUAUUCGUGUGUCGCCCAUCCAUUCUGGUUACCCAAAUUCGCAAAUGCGUUUUACUACACGUUGCCAAUUUUACUUCAAAACAUCAGUCAAAUUGCCAACCGUGUAUUUAGUGCAAUAAUAUUCGAAUCCGUUGAGACCGAAGAAGACGAAAAAGGUGUCAAAGAAGAGUUAACACCCGAAGAGCUAGACAACCUCACCAAACUCGAAAAAGUGAUGUCGGACCCAACUAGUCGGAUAAGUCAGAACAGGUUAGUUAAAUUCGCAAAACGAAGAAGAACAUAUGAAGGUUUCACACAAGCUUUAAAUCCUUCAAAUGAGUCACCUUCACGCACUCCCACACAAAAACAUGAAAAGAAAGAAAAUCCUCAGAAUACAAAAGUGACUGCUCGUGAGGCUCGUGCAAACAAAAAGACAAUCACUCUUGGCCUUCGAACAGAUUACACUGAUCAAGAUAAAACUGUGUUCCACGUCGAAGCUUCAUCUCGCUUCGAUUUGGCUAAGAAGAACGACUCCGCUAAUGAACUCCGCCCUGUGGACUCUAAAGACCUCAAACUCGAGUGGCAAAAGCUCAACUCAAAACAUUUUUAA
This is a messenger RNA of Entamoeba invadens IP1, 1465 nucleotides long. RefSeq names its product serine/threonine protein phosphatase 2B catalytic subunit, putative. Gene Ontology annotation, biological process: calcineurin-mediated signaling. Gene Ontology annotation, molecular function: calmodulin binding; calmodulin-dependent protein phosphatase activity. Lineage: Eukaryota; Evosea; Mastigamoebida; Endamoebidae. Gene Ontology annotation, cellular component: calcineurin complex; cytoplasm. The record is from RefSeq and is a predicted model, not a curated record. The transcript has a single exon. The annotation marks the transcript as partial.